AUGAUUAGAGAGGAGACCGCGCUCCCACACGCUGAUACACUCUCUGGACGAACGCGAAGCUUGGUGAUAAUUGACCACUCCCCAUCUCGUGUGACUUGGCUGCUGGGACGAAUAUACUGGCAGCCCUUUGGACAUCUUCCCCUUUUAAACAGUGUGAUAAUCUGAGUCCAAAAUGGCGACACGGCUGUUUGAAGGAAAGGAGCAUGCGUCUUGUUAUCAGAAAUUCAGAUUUGAGCCAACGCAAGAGAUAAUAGACCUUAUCUUCAGUUAUGUGGAUGAAAGGUUACACAAACCGUAUGGAUUUGCCGUGGACGUUGGCUGUGGAACGGGGCAGAAUACAAGAAUUCUCUCUCAGUACGUCAAGAAAGUUCUCGGAAUCGACAUCAGUGAGGCUCAGAUAGAGGAGGCCAAGAAAGCCACGGGGUCACCCAAUGUCACAUACAGUGUCUGUCCAGCUGAAGAGGUGCCGGUUGGUGACUCCUCUGUUGAUCUACUAACAGCGUGCACUUCUGCCCAUUGGUUUAACAUUGAGAAGUUUAUAAAAGAGGUCGAUCGGGUCUUAAAGCCGGGAGGCUGCCUUGCUUUCUUCUCCUACUUUGCUGAAAUGGAAGUUCACUACAAGGACCGCUCAGAACAGAUGACUGAGGUCUAUGCAGAGGUGCUAAAUAGCCUGGCCCCAUAUAUGCAUGAGAAGAUUACCAAUAUGAGGACCGAAUACAAGGAAAUGUAUGAAACCAUCCCUUACCCCGACAAAAGAAGCAUUGAAAACUUUGGGACCAAGAUCCGAGUGCCAUUGUCAAGUCUGAUGGGUUUUUUCCCUACCUCCUCCGCAUUCCAGAUCUAUCUUAGGAAGGAGCCUGAAAAAGCGAAGGAAAUGCUAAGAACAGCAGAGGAAAGGUUCCUUCGGAUCAUGGGGACGUCCUCCACUGAAACUGAGGUUGAAGUUUGGCACCAAAACCUCCUUCUGUUGGCUUCUAAACCACGGCGAAGCAUUGAUUUGGAAAACUGAAGCUGAACCCUGCAAGACAUGGCUGGAGACCCCAUUAAUCGGUAUUUGACCAUGUCAAAAGUUUCAGGAUGUCAGAUGUACUCAAGUGCAAUCCUCUCUGUAUAAAAUCAAAUCAUGAACAAUGAGUCAAAAUAUCAACUGUGACAAUGUAGCAAAAAGCCCAAAUAAUAAUAAAAAAAUCUCUAAAUAUA
Molecule: messenger RNA, 1200 nt
Organism: Rana temporaria (common frog)
Lineage: Eukaryota; Metazoa; Chordata; Amphibia; Anura; Ranidae
Product: putative methyltransferase DDB_G0268948
Exons: 8
Coding region: 173-1009 (278 amino acids)
Molecular function (GO): S-adenosylmethionine-dependent methyltransferase activity
Source: RefSeq, a predicted model, not a curated record